CAUUUCUUUUAUACCUAUACACCUACAUUGCUCAACAUAUUCACCAUGACAACUAUUUUAUCUUCUACAUUACACAAGAAAUACGAUGCAGUAACAGGUCACAAAUUCAUCAAUCAAUACAAGAUGUUAAAUGAAAUAGGACGUGGCGUUCAUGGUAAAGUCAAAUUAGCACAACAAGGUGAUUCUCUAGUGGCCAUCAAGAUCAUUGACAAACAUAGUAAACGACGACAAUAUAGUUUAUUACGGUCCUCUUCUGACGAUCCAUUACGUGAUCAUGAACGGUCUCUACGACGAGAAAUGAUGAUUUUACGAAAAUGUCAUCAUCCAAAUAUUAUUCAAUUAUUGGAAAUCAUUGAUGAUCCUCAAUCUCGAAAAAUCUAUAUGGUGCUUGAAUAUACAGAAGGCGGGGCAAUUACUUGGCGUGAUGAACAUGAUCGACCUGUUUUGACUAAAAAGGAGUCAAAACAAAUGUUUAAGGAUAUUGUCAAUGGAUUAGAUUAUUUACAUGGAUUAGGGAUUAUUCAUCGCGAUAUCAAACCAGCCAAUUUAUUAUUAACAAAAGAUCAAAGAGUCAAGAUCACGGAUUUUGGCACCAGUUAUGAUCCUAGUCAAGAUGAUCCUAAAUUAUUGAUGGAAACUGUAGGUACACCAGCUUUCUUUGCCCCUGAAUUGUGUCGUCAUUCUACCAUUCCACCUACUUACUCUAUGGAUGUAUGGGCCUUGGGGGUGACUUUGUAUUGUUUUACUUUUGGUAAAUGUCCUUUCAUGGCCUCCACUGAAUUCGAAUUGUUUGAAUUGAUUCCUACUCAUCCUUUGUCCUUUCCAUCAUCACAUGAUGAUCCCGUCUUGGAAGAACUGUUACUUCGUUUAUUGACCAAAGAUCCAAUUUCUCGGAUUACUUUACAACAAGUGAAGGUAAGGAUAUCAUUGUUAUUAUAA
Messenger RNA from Halteromyces radiatus, 939 nucleotides. RefSeq names its product kinase-like domain-containing protein. Gene Ontology annotation, biological process: intracellular signal transduction; protein phosphorylation. The annotation marks the transcript as partial. Lineage: Eukaryota; Fungi; Mucoromycota; Mucoromycetes; Mucorales; Cunninghamellaceae. The transcript is spliced from 4 exons. Gene Ontology annotation, cellular component: cytoplasm. Gene Ontology annotation, molecular function: ATP binding; protein serine/threonine kinase activity. The record is from RefSeq and is a predicted model, not a curated record.